AUGUUCCUGUCGGUCUGCGAGGCAUUCGAGGUCUUGGAGCCGAACUCUCCGCCCCGGAGACGCAUACGCCACCACGACGAGUACUCCCUGUGGUUCGAUGCUCGCGAGGAGGAGGAGCCUAAGAAGAGUGUGCGCCGGCAUACCUGCUCCUGCGACCUGCACAUGACCUACUCGCGCAGCCGGAUCGGACAGCUUAACCAGUCGCCGAGGAACAAGCGCUACCUGCGCUACCUGGAGGAAAAUAUUGAGUCGGGAAAAUCCAAUCUCCUGGUUUUGGGCAACGGCUGCCUGCUCGGCUUGGCGAGCUCUGCUUUGGGCGCCGCCUCUGUGAAGCUGCAUGAACCGCAUCGCUUCUCGCGGAGAUUACUCGAGUCGAUUGUCCAGCACAAUCAGCUGAAGAACGUGCAGUUUGUGGACAAAGUGGAGGAGAUCGAAGAUGUGACUUCCCUCACCCACAUCUUCGCAGAGCCCUACUUUUUAAAUUCGAUCCUUCCCUGGGACAACUUUUACUUUGGCACCUUGCUGAUGAAAAUCAAGGACAGACUGCCGGAGAAUGUGAAGAUUUCGCCCUGCUCGGCGAGGAUCUAUGCGCUGCCCGUGGAGUUUCUGGAUCUGCACAAGAUUCGAGCACCUAUUGGCAGUUGCGAGGGUUUCGAUCUGCGUUUGUUCGAUGAAAUAGUGGAGCGCUCUGCUGAGCAGGCUGUGUCCCAGGUGGAGGCCCAGCCUCUGUGGGAAUACCCCUGCCGUGCCCUUUCCGAACCCCAGGAAGUGCUCAAUGUGGAUUUUGGCAACUUUAGCAAGGAACUUAGCCUCAAGGGAAGCAUAGAACUUAUCAAUCCUCUAACCUGUAAUGGAGUGGCUCUGUGGGUGGAUUGGCAGCUGAUAGACGACAGCAGUCCCAGAUCUAUCGUAAGCAGUGGUCCCAGUGAACCCGUCACGCCCGGUGACUUUGUCAAGUGGGAUAUGUUCGUGCGACAGGGCGUGCACUUUCCCAGGAAACCGAAAGAAGCCGCAAGUCACCUCGAAUGGAGCACGGACUUCAAACCUCUGCUAGGCGAACUUAACUUUAGCUUUCGCCAAAAGAAGCUCUAG
This is a messenger RNA of Drosophila takahashii, 1092 nucleotides long. Its product is annotated as protein arginine N-methyltransferase 7. The record is from RefSeq and is a predicted model, not a curated record. Lineage: Eukaryota; Metazoa; Arthropoda; Insecta; Diptera; Drosophilidae. Gene Ontology annotation, biological process: peptidyl-arginine methylation. Gene Ontology annotation, molecular function: protein-arginine N-methyltransferase activity.